Molecule: messenger RNA, 2349 nt
Organism: Fusarium musae
Lineage: Eukaryota; Fungi; Ascomycota; Sordariomycetes; Hypocreales; Nectriaceae
Exons: 7
Coding region: 1-2349 (782 amino acids)
Molecular function (GO): oxidoreductase activity
Source: RefSeq, a predicted model, not a curated record
AUGCUCAGUCUACUCGUGAAAGCGACGACAUGCAUCGCUUUGCUAUUAUGUCUGACUUGGUAUGGCCAGACUCAUUUCUAUCGUGACCCCGGGAGUGUCUUCUUCGAUAAAGCACGAGCAUACGAGACGCGUUACUCCGAACAUCGCAAAGCCGAAGUCGAGAUGCUAAUAGACUCGUACCCGGACCUGAAAAGGCCGGCUCUGGGCAAAGCACGAGAUGGAAACAAACUUCUUUGUGUAGCACUGAGCUCUGUGAAGCGUGAGACACAAUACCUCCCUAUGACAAUAGGGAGUAUGGUGCACGGCCUUUCGAAGGAAGAACGAGAUGACCUCCAUAUAUCCAUCCUAAUAGCGGAAACCGAUCCAAGACGCCAUCCUGGCUGGAACCACCAGUGGCUAAACCAUGCAGCCGACGACAUUUUUACCUACGAUGUGAACGAUACACAAACGAAACAUCUGAAUGACCUCGAACAAAACGGACGAUAUCAAGAGAAAGGUGUCUUCGAUUACACUUACGCCCUCGAACGAUGUUACGCCACUGGCGCAUUAUACGUUGGCAUGUUUGAGGAUGAUAUCAUUCUAGCUGAGGGAUGGUUUACGAAAAUUCUACAAGGACUAUCAGAGAUAUCUGACUCUGGCAACUGGCUCUUCAUGCGUCUUUUCAACCAGGAGAGAUCAACGGGGUGGUCGAGUCGCAAGAUUGGCGGAAACAACGAAUUCUUGAUCAUCCUAGGCAUUGAUAUAGGAAUCGCGGCAUCCGUGUGGCUCGUGCGUCGACAAUGGCGAGGUUCACGCAGGUAUCUCGAAAUGGAGACACUCGCAGUAACAGCCUUUAUACUGGUACCAGGACUGAUAGUACUGAUGUAUCAGUCAGGAAAAGCAUCGUUAUUUCCUCCGCAACCUGGAGUUUUCAAAGAGCCUUUCGGAUGCUGCUCACAGGCAAUGAUUUUCCCGCGAGCUCAGGUCCCUUUGAUAAUAGAUAGCCUGAAGGAGAGGAAGGAAGGGCAGAUAGACUUGAUGCUCGAUGAAACUGCUUCGAGCAGUGGUCUUGAUAGAUAUGCUUUAUAUCCAGUUCUGGCACAGCAUAUUGGGGUUGAUUCCGCAAGGAAGACAGCAAAAGAAGAAUCCCAAGCAAUCUGGAGCAUGGCCUUUGAAAACCACAAUCCCAGAACUCUCAAGAAGGAGCACAACAAGAUCCUUGGAAAUUACACAUUGUGGCGUGAGAAGGUUGAGCAAGAUAGUAUCGACUCUAUCACCAACUGGACCGAGGGCAGCCGUCCUCUCCUCAAAGAUAUCCGCAGCGUUCCUGAUUUUGAUUUUGCUGCCCGGCAAGUCUUGACUGAUCAGCAGUACGCUUUCUAUCGUACUGCUGCUGCGGGAGAGUGGGCUUACCGCAACAACCUCAAGGUCUGGGAGAAGGCCAGACUCCGACCUCACCAGCUCGCCAGCGUGAAAGGCCUUAACGAGACUCUUGGCUUUACUAUCCUAGGCCAUAACUUUAGCGCUCCCAUCUUCAUCUCACCUGCCGCUCGUGCUGGCUAUGGUGACUCUGACCGCGGUGAACUCAACUUUGUUGACGCAGCUGCUGAUGAAGAUAUUCUCUAUGUUGCUGCUCUCUAUGCCACCAAAACCAUUGAAGAGAUUGGUGCCCAGCGCAAGAAGCGUGGCAACACCAUCUUCCAGCAGAUUUACUCCAAUGCCAACCUCUCUGUUACUUGGGAUGCUAUGAAGCGUGCGGAGGACCAAGGCGUCAAAGCAUUUGUCUGGACUAUUGAUACCCCUGCUACAUCUACUCGUCACCGUGCUGCCCGCUAUGACACCACCAACGCUAAUGGAGCCACUUCUGUGUUGAGCUGGGAUCUUUUCAACGAGAUCAAGUCUCACACCAAGCUUCCCAUCAUUCUCAAGGGUAUCACAACCACUGAAGGCGCUCUCCGUGCUGUUGAGGCUGGUGCUGAUGGUAUCUGGCUCUCAAAUCACGGUGGUCGUCAAGUCGACUACUCUCCCUCUCCACUUGAGAUUGCAUAUGAGCUUCGACGCAACGCCCCUGAGAUCUUCAAAAAGACUGAGGUCAUCGCUGACAGCGGUAUCCGUUACGGAAGUGACGUUAUCAAGCUGCUGGCUCUCGGAGUUAAGGCUGUUGGUCUUGGUCGUCCCUUCAUGUACUCCAACGUCUAUGGUGUUGAGGGCCCCAAGAAGCUUAUUCAGAUCCUCAAGACUGAGAUUCUUGCGGAUGCUGCUCAGAUUGGUAUCACUGAUCUUCACAACAUUCCCUCCAAGGUGGCUAAUAAAUGCAAGCUCAACACUCGUGCCCUUGAGCGCGAUGUCUAUCUCAUGGACGAGAACUAA